Messenger RNA from Saxophila tyrrhenica, 2700 nucleotides. RefSeq lists its product as uncharacterized. The record is from RefSeq and is a predicted model, not a curated record. NCBI's taxonomy places the organism in Eukaryota, Fungi, Ascomycota, Dothideomycetes, Mycosphaerellales, Extremaceae. The coding region runs from base 1 to 2700 and encodes 899 amino acids. The transcript has 7 exons.
AUGGGAUUGCGAAGUUACUUCAAGGCGGAUGCCAAAGCAGACCCUAAGCAGGCAGAGCAGGCCAACCAACCGAUACCACUUUCAGAUACUUACAAUGCCUUCCAUCCGCCUACGGAGAAGCCACCUACCGCUCCACCUAAUGGCUCGUUCGGACAGGAGAGGGGAUCUGGGUCUAACUCGCCUUAUUCCAGGCCCAUGUCAAGGCAGUCGAUGUCCUCACAGAAGUCACAGAGGUCUUCCAUGAUGGACGAGAUCCGGCACGAGGUCAUGGUCAACUACCUCUUCCAGCAGCAGUGUGCCACCAUGUGGAUCGAAGACAUGACCGGAGCUCGUGAGGGAGUGAUCCUCCGGAAAGAGAGGGCACAAUACCUGGCCUGUCCGCCAGCGUUGCUGCAGUCCACCUUUGCAAGAGGUGUGAUGGCGCACAACCUCCCCUCUGCCAUGACCAUCAACAGUAGAGUCGUCAAGAUCCUCCUGGCCAGUUCGCCAGAUGCCUCCGACAUCCCUCUCAAGAACGGCCUCCGUGUCCAGGUCCUGCCGAACAUGGAUGUGCUGCCAUACGCCCGCAAAGCUCAGUCAGCAGCUUUCAUCGCCGCCGAGGGCCUGUUGGUGGUGUGGGAUGAUGACGCCACCAAGCUCAUGGAGCGCGGCCGAGCGAUCGAAGCCGAGUUGAUGGACCUGGUGUGGAAGGCCGCCGACCCCAUGAAGGAGGACGAGAGUGCUGCUGGCGAAGGUAAUGAGAAAAAACCGCCGCGUGUGACCGCCAUAGAGGUCGACGAUGAAAGCGGUGAAGUCUUGCCUGAGAAGAGGCCCACCCACCUCAUGAACACCAUCCUUGUGGCUUUCACCUUGACUCUGAUCACGGUCAUGCUCGGCGCAGGCUUUCGCCAGAUUGCGCUCGAGAUCAAGGUUGACAAGAAAUAUGCUCGACUGGGCUUCAUUGCUCUGGCUCCCGUCCAGAUCUUCUUCACGCUGUUCUUCGCUCAAGUCUUGAUUGGCUGUAUCGCCCAGCUCUUCGGUCCCGUCAAGCAACUCACCACCAACAGCCGUUUCUACUCUGCAAUGCUUCCUCACCGGCUCUCAACCUACCACGCUCUGCCCCACGUGACCUUCCAGUGCCCUGUGUACAAGGAAGGUCUCCAUUCCGUCAUUGAGCCGACCGUCCGCUCUGUGAAGGCAGCGAUUACGACGUACGAAUUGCAGGGCGGCAGCGCCAAUAUCUUUAUCAAUGACGAUGGCCUUCAGCUCGUUUCCGAGGAAGAACGUCAGGCUCGCAUCGACUUCUACUCGGACAACAACAUUGGCUGGACCGCACGACCGAAGCAUGGCGAGAAUGGUUUCCUUCGGAGAGGCAAGUUCAAGAAGGCCUCCAACAUGAACUACGGCCUCAUGCUGUCAAAUAAAGUCGAAGAGAAGCUUCUCAACGUCCAGCGAUCCGAGUUCUGGACUCAAGCACAGGAGACCGUUGAGUACGAACGCUGCCUUCGUGAGGUUGUCCAGGAAAAUGGCGUAGCCUGGUCCGAGGGCAACAUCCGUGUUGGCGACUACAUCCUGCUUAUCGACUCUGACACCCGUGUACCUGUCGACUGUCUCUUGGAUGCUGUAAGCGAGAUGGAGCAGUCUCCCGACGUCGGCAUCAUGCAGUUCUCUUCCGGCGUCAUGCAAGUAGUUCACGACUUCUUUGAGAACGGCAUCACCUUCUUCACCAACGUCAUCUACACCGCAAUCAAUUACACCGUCAGCAACGGCGACAUCGCACCAUUCGUCGGUCAUAACGCCAUUCUCCGCUGGUCUGCCAUUCAAGAAAUCGGCUACUACGACGAAGACGGAUUUGAAAAGUUCUGGUCCGAACAUCACGUCUCUGAAGACUUCGAGAUGUCGCUCCAGCUCCAGACUCGUGGCUACAUCAUUCGCAUGGCCUCCUGGGCCGGCGACGGCUUCAAGGAAGGCGUGUCGCUGACCGUCUACGACGAACUCGCCCGUUGGGAGAAGUAUGCUUACGGAUGCAACGAGCUGCUCUUCAACCCCAUCUACACUUGGCUCUACAAAGGCCCCUUCACGCCUCUCUUCCGGAAGUUCUUGACUGCCAACAUCCGGCUGACGAGCAAGAUUACAAUCCUCUCGUACAUUGGCACUUACUACGCUAUUGGCGCUGCGUGGAUCCUCACCAUCGCAAACUACUUCGCCAUCGGGUGGUAUAACGGCUACCUCGACAAGUACUACAUCGACUCCUGGAAGGUCUGGUUUUCCAUCGUCAUCGUGUUCAACGGACUAGGCAACUUCUCCCUCGCGACUAUGCGCUACCGCAUCGGCACACGAAGCUGGUUGGGCUCCCUUUUCGAGAAUCUCAAAUGGACGCCUCUGCUCGCCAUCUUCCUCGGCGGACUAUCUCUCCAUCUCUCCGCCGCUCUGCUCUCCCACAUGUUCAGCAUCGACAUGUCUUGGGGUUCGACGAGCAAGGAAGUGGAACAGUCAAACUUCUUCACAGAGAUUCCCAAAAUCCUCAAACGAUUCAAGUUCUCAAUGGCCUUUGCGAUCCUCGGGAUAGUGACCAUGGUGGUGAUGGCGACUGCAUCUUUCGUACCAUGGAACUGGAGAAUCGACGGCUUCAUCGCGAUCCUGCCGCUUUCGACGGUGUGCGCGAGCCACUUGCUUCUGCCGAUCGUGCUGAACCCGGCUUUGAUGACUUUCACUUUCUAA